AAGAAACAAGUUGCCUGGAAGUGAAGAGCGGUUCUCUUUUGAACAUUAAAACAAAAUUUUAAAAAACGCAGUCAACUGGGAAUACCCGUGACGUUAUGGUAAUUUCCUUUGGGCGUGAGAAGAUGUUGAAGCCAUAUACAUUCUUUUGUAGCCUAAUUAGCAGUAGUGCUGUCCAGUAACUAGUUCUAGUGGCUCCCCGCUUUCACUUGACGACAGCAGCCAGUUGAUGGAGGGAGGGGAGGGGUAAACCCAAGCUCAGGAUUAAAGAGGUGUUCAUUGAGCGUGUGUACGCACUGAGCGGCAGCAGCAACAGGUCUUUCAACAACACAAAGUUUCUUGCACAGAUAGUUAAAUGGCUAAAUAUAAGCCAUGGCUGGUGUGCUGCUUCAUCUUGGCUGGUUUACUUUGCGCAGUUGCUCUCGUGUGCAUGUGCAUCGCCACAUUUCAGGACAGUGGAUGUCCCAGAGGCAGCUUCAGGCACGCGGCAGUGUCUGCAGACACGCUGCGUUGCUCCGAGAUCGGCAGGAACAUGCUCCAGCAAGGGGGGUCGGCAGUAGAUGGCGCCAUUGCAGCUCUUCUGUGCACAUCUGUGCUUAAUCCUCAAAGUAUGGGGCUUGGUGGAGGGUCUAUAUUAACUAUAAGAAAUAAAACCGGCAUUGUCAAAGUCUACAACUUCAGAGAGACCGUCCCACAGUCUUUCAAAACUAACCUGUUAAAUGACUGUCCCACCACAUUCAGAAUGGCCACAGGCAGCCAGUGGAUCGGCGUUCCUGGAGAGCUGCGGGGCUACGAGGUAGUUCACAAACAGUAUGGGAAGCUGCCUUGGGCCAAGCUGUUUGAGCCAACAAUUAGACUGGCCAAGGAGGGUAUCCCUAUGCCACCAUUUCUGGGGAAAUUACUGAGUUCCAGCAUUGUGAAAGUACACGUGGAGAACUCCUCUCUCUGUGAAGUUUUCUGUAACAAGAACAAAACGGUUCUAGGCAAAGAAGACAUCCUGAAAUUUCCUAAACUUGCAGAAACCAUGGAAAUAAUAGCAAAACAAGGGGCGGAUGCCUUCUACACUGGCAAGAUAGGACAUGACUUAAUCCAAGAUAUAAAAGCUACAGGUGGGACUUUGCAAAUGGAGGAUCUGAAGUCCUUUCAGGUGCGAGUGGAAGAUGCUUGGAAAGUUCCUCUGGGAAAUAUUCAGAUGCAUAUCCCUCCACCCCCUGCUGGGGGCGCUCUGCUUGCCUUCAUUCUCAGACUAAUGAAAGGGUUCCCCUUGACUCCAGACUCCCUGAAGGGUAACCAGAAGAUUCAGACGUACCAUCGCUUUAUAGAGGCAGCAAAAUUUGCUAAUGGACAAAAGAGGAGCAUUAGUGAUCCUCUGUUUAAUAACAGAAAGAGUGCAGAUCAUUUGAUUGAUCCUGCCUUCAUUAAUCGUGUCAGGGACAUGAUUUUUUCAAACGGCACCCAUGACAACUCCUACUACUAUAUUGUCAAGCCUUCCUUGGAUCACAUUGGGACAACACAUGUGUCAGUCCUAGAUCAAGAUGGACUGGCUGUCUCUGCCACCAGCACCAUAAACCAACUAUUUGGAGGAGCCAUUUACUCUCCACGAACAGGCAUCAUCCUCAACAAUGAGCUAUCUGACUUCUGUGGGAGAGCAGACACACUGAGGGCAGGUGAACAGCCUCCUUCCUCAAUGACUCCGGUAAUACUGGAGUCAGAGUCUGGAGGACUCCUUGUCAUUGGUGGAUCAGGAGGAAGCAUGAUUACCUCAGCAGUGGCCAUGUCUAUAAUGAAUCGCCUGUGGCUGGGGAUGAAUCUGAAAGAGGCCAUUACUGUGCCAAUAGUGUUCGUUGAUUCCAAGAACAAUGUGAAUUUUGAGCCUGCUUUUGAAAAGUCUGUGAAAGAUGGCCUCAGAGCUCUUGGACAUAAAGAUGGGAACUGGCCAUACUUCUUCAAUGUUGUCAAUGCUGUGGAAAAGGAAAAUGGAUGCAUUGCAGCCGUAUCAGACAGCAGGAAGAUGGGGAUGUCAGCUGGAUACUGACCAUACAGAUCAUGAGGAAGCACCAGGUUCCCCCUAAACUCUGCCCUAAAGACUGACUGAAUGAACCUUUAGCCUUAAGAAAAAUAAAUGUGCUGAAACCGGGGGAACAAAAUGAGAGCAAUUUGGUGCUCAAACUCUUUCUUGAUGGAACUGAUGAGCAGUACAAUAAUAUAAAAUGGGUCUUAUUUUCAGCAUUUCUGUUUGUUUGACAAAAUUGCACCCACCAAAGUAAUUGCAGAGAUCUCAGAAAUUGGUAACAUGGCUCAAAAGAAGUCAGAUGGGGCAAGAAACAAAAGAAGUGGUCCAAUGAUCAGAUUAUGUAAACCACUUUAUUUGGUGGUAAACUCCAAGUAAGAGUUUUCAACACGUACUCAUAGAAACGACAGAAUAGGUCGAUAGUCUACAAAACGACAUAUAUGAACGUUCUGUUCCCUAUUGCCUUGGUGAUGUGCGCAGCUGUAGGGUUAAGCCAUUUAAGACAUUUUAGAGGAGACACGCCACUCAAUCACAUCCUCAAUACAACUCUGUGGGAAAGCCUGUAACGGCAAAGAUGGCAGUUAUCCCGCCCCUCCCGCUAGAAAGCCUCGUCUGCUUUUAACAGCCAAAGCGGGAAUCAUAAUUCAGCCAUUCGUGUGGUUCCACUGACGUAAGGGUCUGUUUUACUUCUACUGCGCAUGUGUGGAAGAGGUGACCCAUGCAUAGUAGAAGCGGUCGGGAAAAAUGCUUUUUAAACCUUAUUUUGGAGCAAAAUCGUCAAACUUUUUCAGCGAUUUUUAUCAGAUUUUACUGCUGAUUCUAGUCAUGUAGCUUUUACAGAGUUUGGACAAUGAAACUGAGACGCCUCUCAUUUUAGUGUGGGAGGUUUCAUGGCUAAAUUGGACCAGCCUGGUGGCCAAUCUCCAUUAAUUGCACAUUGAACCAAUAAGAGCAGACUGUGAAGGUCCAAUUAGCAGAGUAAGAGCACAGUUUUGCUCAAAAUAUUGCAAUGCACACAACAUUAUGGGUGACAUACCAGAGUUCAAAAGAGGACAAAUUGUUGGUGCACGUCUUGCUGGCGCAUCUGUGACCAAGACAGCAAGUCUUUGUGAUGUAUCAAGAGCCAUGGUAUCCAGGGUAAUGUCAGCAUACCACCAAGAAGGACGAACCAACAGCAUUAAAUGUGGACGCAAGAGGAAGCUGUCUGAAAGGGAUGUUCGGGUGCUAACCCGGAUUGUAUCCAAAAAACAUAAAACCACGGUUGCCCAAAUCACGGCAGAAUUAAAUGUGCACCUCAACUCUCCUGUUUCCACCAAAACUGUCCGUCGGGAGCUCCACAGGGUCAAUAUACACGGCCGGGCUGCUAUAGCCAAACCUUUGGUCACUCGUGCCAAUGCCAAACGUCGGUUUUAAAGGUUGCAAGGAGCGCACAUCUUGGGAUGUGGACAAUGUGAAACAUGUAUUGUUCUCUGAUGAGUCCGCCUUCACUGUUUUCCCCACAUCCGGGAGAGUUACGGUGUGGAGAAGCUCAGCGUACCACCCAGACUGUUGCAUGCCCAGAGUGAAGCAUGGGGGUGGAUCAGUGAUGGUUUGGGCUGCCAUAUCAUGGCAUUCCCUUGGCCCCAUACUUGUGCUAGAUGGGCGCGUCACUGCCAAGGACUACCGAACCAUUCUGGAGGACCAUGUGCAUCCAAUGGUUCAAACAUUGUAUCCUGAAGGAGGUGCCGUGUAUCAGGAUGACAAUGCACCAAUACACACAGCAAGACUGGUGAAAGAUUGGUUUGAUGAACAUGAAAGUGAAGUUGAACAUCUCCCAUGGCCUGCACAGUCACCAGAUCUAAAUAUUAUUGAGCCACUUUGGGGUGUUUUGGAGGAGCGAGUCAGGAAACAUUUUCCUCCACCAGCAUCACGUCGUGACCUGGCCACUAUCCUGCAAGAAGAAUGGCUUAAAAUCCCUCUGACCACUGUGCAGGACUUGUAUAUGUCAUUCCCAAGACGAAUUGACGCUGU
Messenger RNA from Micropterus dolomieu (smallmouth bass), 4018 nucleotides. Its product is annotated as glutathione hydrolase 5 proenzyme-like. Lineage: Eukaryota; Metazoa; Chordata; Actinopteri; Centrarchiformes; Centrarchidae. Gene Ontology annotation, biological process: glutathione catabolic process; inflammatory response; leukotriene D4 biosynthetic process. The coding region runs from base 353 to 2032 and encodes 559 amino acids. Gene Ontology annotation, cellular component: plasma membrane. The transcript has 12 exons. Gene Ontology annotation, molecular function: glutathione gamma-glutamate hydrolase; leukotriene-C(4) hydrolase activity. The record is from RefSeq and is a predicted model, not a curated record.